CGACCUCCAGAGUUCGAAUACUCUAGAAGACUUCCUUCGACAGAACAACGUGGAUGCACCCUCUGCGUCAGGUGCACAAUGUACUUCACUUGCGAAGUUCAAAGAAAUUUUUUCUUUCUAUGUCUGUGCAUCUUCUUUCGUUGAGAUUCCACGGAGUGAUCUGAAAUACGCCGAAGCCUCCAAUUUACAAAUGCUGGAAGCAUUGGGGGUGUUGACUCCAAAGCAGAAGGCACUCGUAGAUGAGGAAACAUGGCUUCUACUUGUUGCUGGAGGAUCAGGCACAGGAAAGACAGUUGUUGUGGUAGAAAGAGCCAAGAGGCUUGCGAAAAGUUUCCCAACUGAUGACGUCUUGGUGGUGAAUCUUCCAGGGGGACAUCUGACAGAAGUCCUAAAGGAAUGUUUUCGAGAAAUGCCCUCGGGAGACAACAUCAAGGUGUUGGAUGGGAAAGAGCAAAGAAUUCCAGUGGAUCGUAAAUGGUUAUUCGAUUUUCUCAAAGAGCAAGGGGAAGGAAAACAUGUCCUACUUGAUGAAGUUCCUCUAACUUUAGGAAUCCAUGAAGAAAUGGAUGAGAAAAGUCUCUGCCAAUACUGGGAAGAAAUAUCUAGUCUCAAGAAAUGUGUAAAGAGUCUUACAUUCUCAUUUCGUUCCAUUGUUACCACUUACACAAAGGACAUUAACCUGUAUCACAUCAAGUUCGCUGACGCCCGCAUGAAUGUCCUUAAUGUUGUGAAGAGAAACACAUUACACGUAUCGGAAUUAUUCUUAGCCCUUGGUGACUAUUCACGCCGGAUAUUUGUUUGUCAAGAGCCUACCAUUCGAAAUAUGAAAUUCAUCCAUCCAGAGAUUGAAUUGCUGCCGACCUUGUUCCCCAUUCCCUCAUGCUCUUCUCUGCAUUAUCCCUGCAAGAGCAAGCCUAUUUGCGAAACCACUAGAUCCUGUAAGGCCAUUCUGACACUUUUGAAAGUGCUUGGAAUCUCACCCGAAAAGCAACUAUACGUAGUAGUGGACAGCUUGGAUCGACGAAAUUGUUUGGUGAACAUGUUUACCCAUAUGUCCAACAUGUCUGUGAAAUUCAUUGACCAACAUGGAAGAUUGCGCCAAAAGUCUGAAGUCCCUGCCAUAACAAUUGUGACAGACCAACAGAUUCUUGGAUAUCACCAGGAAAACACCAUCACCGUCAUUCUAGAUAUCUAUGGUUGUCGGUGGAAAAAUUACUCCCGCAUGAUAUCGUCUUGCCAUGAACAUGUGAUUAUUGUUAUGGAAGACGAAAGUUUGCUGAGAGGGAAAUAUUCUCAGAUAAAGGCUGCUAUGCCCGACUCAGUGGAGAAUCAGAUAGUACCAGAUUCAACAAGAAGCAUUUUCCAGGAAGGUUUGAACGAGAUUUUGAACAAAAUUUGGGAAGUGGAAGAAAAGGAGUUUACAAAUCUUGAGGAGGCAACGUUUUCUGAGAAAAAAAAUUUCCUUAACAUGAAAACCUCUGUCUUUACGCUGAAAGCACAUUCGCCCAUAAUAACGAGGACAUCAAGCCUCGCAGUAGUCUUUGGACCUCCCUCUUCGGGAAAGAGCAUGCUUUUGCUUGAAAGCAUCCACGAGCUCGCUCAGGAUCACGAAGACAAAGAAGGAAUUCUCCUUUUCCAUAUGGGAAGUACACUCAGUCAAGUGACUGCACAGCAUCUCUUUCGGGAUCAUGCAUGCGUGCACGUUGUUCGCUCAAAACCAUUUCCUCCGAAGAAAAUACUUGAACACGAUCGCGUGGAGGAAGCGAAGUGGAAGUAUGCAACACUUCAUAUUUUUAUAGAUGACUAUCCAGUUCAAGCUAAGUGCACAGAGGAAGAGAUUCAGAGCUGGAAAGAAGUCCUGAAUCAAUUGAAGAAAGACCCGCAGGUGACAGUGACGAUUGCCUUCCAGUGCCAUUCAAGUAGUGGUCGAGAGAUCAGCCAGACGGACCUGAGCUCCUAUUUCGAGAAAGAAAAGGUGACAGUGAUCGAACUAAGGUCUGGAGUUCGCCACACAAGCAAAUGGCUUCUCACUAUGAUUUAUAAGAAUGAGACUAACGCUCCAAUGCGAUUAGAAACCAAAUGCCUUCCCACAGGUUCCCGUCCUGGUGCUUUGGUUUAUGGCCCCAAACCCAAGCUCAUCGUCAUGAAUUACGAUUGCACAGGAAGUCAUAUUUCUUACAAAUGCAAGGGACAGAAAUAUUGCAUGCCCUUCAUUGGGGCGUUCUUGUGUUUUCGCUUCGCCAUGUCACUCGAGAUGAGUGGAGAUCCAGUUCACGUGCUAGUCUCAGACAGAAAGCUGAUAUCCUUUUUGCAGGCAAUUAGCAAUAUCAGAGGAAGAAACCUGAAGUUUUUCCAUCCCGAAGACUUUCGAGGGUGUGAAUCUAGUGUCUGCAUCACCAUAAAUGUUGAUGAUACAUGGCUUUUGGAAAGUAUUUCCAGAGCCCGAACGGAUCUCUUCGUCAUUGAUUGCUUACCUGAACAUCAACAAGUUUGGCAUGCUAUGCAGGAAGAGGACCAUCUAGAGAUUCAGAAUGUGAAAGAGAUUGGAGACAUGGGAUUGCCAUGGGAUGAAGAUAUCCUUCUAAACCUGAAUUCAUCCGGAAACUUCCUGGAGGAUUAUGGACCUCAAUUGCAACGUCUAUGGGAUAUCUUCAAGGACAGCAGCAUGUUGGUCGAUAUGCAACAAUUCCUCGAUAAGCUGGAGGAGAAGAACCUAAUUUCACGAGCGCAGAAAGUUGAACUGAAGGAGAAGAAACAUGCUCAAAGGAUUGAUGAUACUUUCUCCAUCUUGCAAGGGGAAAAUGGCAUGCGCGUCAACGAGAAAAUUCUGGUGAUUUUGAAAGAAAUGCACAUGGAAGAUAUCAUCCAAAAAAUGUUGCACAAGCGCGCAUAG
Messenger RNA from Darwinula stevensoni, 2893 nucleotides. The record is from the annotation of a GenBank genome assembly. Lineage: Eukaryota; Metazoa; Arthropoda; Ostracoda; Podocopida; Darwinulidae.